AUCCUCUCUUUUAAUUUACUACUUCUUCACCAUUCUCUUUAAUUUCUCUCUCAUUUGCCAAAUUGCUCCGAACCAAAUCAUAAGCAACUAUGGUAGCUUUUCGUUUAUUCAUAUCUCUCGUACUUGUCUCCAUCUUAUUCUCUUCUUCUGCUACAAGUUAUUCUGUAGACGAAAUCAAAUUGUGGUGCAACCAAACCCCAAAUCCUCAACCAUGUGAGUAUUUCUUGAGCAACAAUCCCAUUCACAGCCAAAAGAACAUCAAACACAAAGAUGAUUUUCUCAAGCUUUCUCUUCAAGUAGCCCAAGAACGAGCCCUGAAAGGCCAUGCAAAUACUCUUUCUCUAGGAUCUAAGUGUCGUAAUCCUAAUGAAAAAGCUGCAUGGGCUGAUUGCAUUGAGCUUUAUGAGCACACCAUCCAAAGACUCAACAAAACCCUAGACCCCAACACCAAAUGCUCCCAAGAUGAUGCUCAAACAUGGCUCAGCACGGCUCUCACCAACCUCGAGACGUGCCGAGCUGGCUUCUACGAGCUCGGAGUUCAAGACUAUGUGUUGCCUUUGAUGUCCAACAAUGUCACUAAGCUGUUGAGCAACACUUUGGCUCUGAACAAAGCUGAUUACAAAGAGCCAAGUUAUAAAGAAGGGUUCCCAACAUGGGUUAAGCCUGGAGAUAGGAAGUUGUUGCAGUCUUCUUCUUCAUCUUCUCGAGCCAACGUUGUUGUGGCCAAAGAUGGAUCUGGCAAAUACACAAGUAUAAAUGCUGCUAUAAAUGCAGCACCAAAGAGCAGUAGUGGGAGAUAUGUGAUAUAUGUGAAGGCUGGAAUCUACAACGAACAGGUAGAGAUAAAGGCAAAGAAUAUAAUGUUGGUGGGAGAUGGCAUUGGGAAGACUAUAAUCACAGGAAGCAAAAGUGUUGGAGGAGGCACCACAACCUUCCGGUCAGCCACUGUUGCUGUUGUUGGGGAUGGAUUUAUUGCUCAAGGAAUCACAUUUAGAAACACUGCUGGAGCUUCAAAUCACCAAGCUGUUGCCCUGCGUUCAGGUUCAGAUCUAUCAGUUUUCUACAAAUGCAGCUUUGAAGGAUACCAAGACACAUUAUAUGUGCACUCUGAGAGACAAUUCUACAGAGAAUGUAACAUCUAUGGCACUGUGGAUUUCAUCUUUGGAAACGCAGCCGUAGUUUUCCAGAACUGCAACAUUUUCGCUAGAAACCCUCCAAACAAAGUAAACACAAUCACAGCACAGGGCCGAACUGAUCCGAACCAAAACACUGGAAUUUCCAUUCAUAACUGUAGAAUUACGGCUGCUUCAGAGCUAAAAGCAGUCCAGAGCUCUGUGAGGACCUAUCUUGGAAGGCCAUGGAAGCAAUAUUCUCGAACAGUGAUUAUGAAGAGCUUUCUUGAUAGUUUGAUAAACCAGGCUGGUUGGCUGGAAUGGAGUGGUAACUUUGCGUUGAACACUUUAUAUUAUGGGGAGUAUAUGAACACUGGUUCAGGUUCUUCCACUGCAAAUCGAGUUAAGUGGUCAGGUUUCCACGUAAUUACCAGUGCUUCAGAAGCUUCAAAAUUCACCGUUGGGAAUUUCAUAGCCGGCAAUUCAUGGUUGCCAGCCACCAGUGUUCCUUUUACGUCUGGCUUAUAAAUUUACUUUAAUUAGUCUUUCUAUUAUUGCAUGAUAACUACGUACCACACACACACACACACACACACACACACAAUGAUUUAAUUAUCUGGGUGUGUCUUCAUUUCCCCAGUAGGAAAGUAAUGGGGAAAAUUAAUUAAUUAGCAUUUAUAGGGUAAAGUGCUUCAUUGUGUUUUUGUUUUAUUCAUUGUUGAAUUAUUGGUAAUAUAUAUGCAAUAAAUUCAUAUUAAUGUAUUAA
Messenger RNA from Neltuma alba, 1878 nucleotides. RefSeq names its product pectinesterase 2-like. Gene Ontology annotation, biological process: cell wall modification. Gene Ontology annotation, molecular function: pectinesterase activity; enzyme inhibitor activity. The transcript is spliced from 2 exons. Bases 90 to 1640 code for a protein of 516 amino acids. Lineage: Eukaryota; Viridiplantae; Streptophyta; Magnoliopsida; Fabales; Fabaceae. The record is from RefSeq and is a predicted model, not a curated record.